Messenger RNA from Capsella rubella, 2743 nucleotides. RefSeq lists its product as uncharacterized. The transcript has 7 exons. The record is from RefSeq and is a predicted model, not a curated record. Gene Ontology annotation, molecular function: protein binding. Bases 119 to 2548 code for a protein of 809 amino acids. NCBI's taxonomy places the organism in Eukaryota, Viridiplantae, Streptophyta, Magnoliopsida, Brassicales, Brassicaceae.
AAGGGGUUUAGGAUAAAUUAUGUGUAUUACAGAACUACCCUCAGGACUAAACGCUGUGUUAGUUUUAGUGUAAAACGUCGUCGGAUAAACUCAGCUGUUCAGUGAAUCAUCAGAGGUGAUGGAGGCACCGGAGUGUCCGGUAUGUCUACAGUCGUACGACGGCGAGUGCUCAGUUCCGCGUGUGCUCGCCUGCGGACACACGGCUUGCGAAGAGUGCUUAACGAAUCUUCCCAAGAAGUUUCCGGAUACGAUCCGAUGUCCUGCGUGCACUGUUCUCGUCAAGUUUCCUCUUCAAGGACCAUCAGCUCUCCCCAAAAACAUCGAUCUUCUCAGAUUAUUCCCUUCUGUUUCUCAGAUUAAGCUCGAAUCUGGUCGGAAUUUUAAAAAACCUGUUGAAUUUGUCACUCGAUCAUGGUCUGACGACUUUUACGCCACUUGGAAGGAUCGGAUCCUAGUGCACGACGCCGUCUCCGUAGAAAAUGGUGAGGGUGAAAUUAGUGAUCUUGCUUCAUCUUCGCGUUUAUUUGGAAGUCUGAAGAAUGAUUCGAAGGUGAGUCUUUUACGGGUUGCUUCGUUCGAGCUUGAUGAUUGUGAUUCUGUCCUCAAGUAUAGUUAUGUCCAGAGGAUGAUGAGUUGUCUGUGGGGGUUGAAAGAUGAGGAGAGAGAUGAGCUUGAAAAGAUCAUCUCUAUUAUGCAGAGAGGUGUUUCUAAAGUUUUUGGCUUGUGGGGUGACUUGAAGAAUGGGGUUUUGUAUUUAGUGGGUGAGAAGCUUAUUGAAUUUCCGUGGGAAGAAUUCGAUAGUCUCACUGACGAUGAUGCUUCACGUUUAGGAAUAGUUGGUAUGCAAAUAUGUGAGGCACUUCUCAAUCUGCACAAGGAAGGGGUGAUCUCAGGCUGUUUGAGCGUUUCCUGUGUGAAGUUUGACGAAUUUGAGAAUGCUUAUGUUGACUUGAUUGAGUUGAUGGAAACUGGUAGGAAUGUGUGUCGCAUUAUCGCUGAAGAAACUAAGUCUUUGAGAAAACCAGUUGAUGCUUCGGAAAUGGAUUCGCUUUUGGUUGGAUUACUACAGAAGGGGAUUUUUAUGAGCUCAGAGUUUUUGUUUGAAUUGUUGAAAGAACAGAAUAUGUUGGUAAAAAAUGACAGCUCAAAAUCUCUGGUUUCAUAUAGUGCUGAUGUUUGGCCAGUUUGUUUUCUUCUCCUUAAGCUUCGUCUUGGAAACCGGUUUACCAAGGAGCUGAUUGAAAGUGUGGAUGCAAAAGGACGUGAAGAGAGUAUUGAGGAUCUCUUGGUGCUCUACACAGGUAUUACGGAGAAACUUUGUUUGGAAUCUGAACUCCAAGGGAAGUUUAAAUUGAUGGUUGAAAUUCUUCGUCAAUGUUGCUGUAUUGAUCCUCAGGCUCGUCCAGUUUUGACUGAUCUAUGGAAAUGCAACAGGGACCUAGUCAUGAAUCCUAGGUUUAAUUCUAUGCGUGGAUUGCAUAAGAAGAUUCCUGGGAAAAGGAAAGAGUUCUGUUUGGCUCUAAGUGAAUUAUGUCACCUGGUAGAAGUGGAAUCAAAAGAAUUGGAAGAAGCGUCGCCUGGAAUGAAAACUGGUGGAAAAGCAGAGGAGGGUAAGGUUGACAUAGAUUUUCUUGGGAGACUUUCAGAAGGAAAGGUUAAAUCUAAAGACAUUCGGGGACACCAAGACUCUGUCACGGCUCUAGCGGUUGGAGGUGGGUUUCUGUUCAGCUCCUCAUAUGAUAAAACAAUCCUUAUAUGGUCUCUGAAGGACUUCUCCCAUGUGCAUACAUUUAAAGGUCAUCAGGAUAAAGUAAUGGCUGUGAUACACAUCGAGGGAGCAAAACCAGUAUGUAUCAGUGGUGACGGUGGAGGAGGUAUCUUUGUAUGGAGCACCACUGUCCCUAUGGAAGAUCAGCCUCUAAGAAAGUGGUACGAGCCAAAAGACUGGCGAUAUACUGGCAUUCAUGCAUUGGCAUACUCAGAAUACGGGCAUGUGUAUAGUGGCAGUGGAGAUAACACUAUCAAAGCUUGGUCAUUGCAAGAUGGAAGCCUGGUUUGUACUAUGAGUGGUCAUAAAUCUGUAGUCUCAACGCUUGUUGUACUAAAUGGAGUACUAUACAGCGGAAGUUGGGAUGGAACCGUUAGAUUGUGGAGUCUAAGUGACCACAGUUUGUUGACAGUGUUGGGGGAAGAGACUCCAGGUAUUGUGAGAUCUAUUCUGUCUCUAGCUGCAGACGAUCAAACCUUAGUGGCAGCUUAUCAAAACGGAGAUAUACAGAUAUGGAGGGAUGAUACUUUGAUGAAGUCUACAAAAAUACAGAUUGGUGCAAUUCUCAGCAUUGUCGUGAACGGUAAAUGGCUAUUCACUGGAGGUUGGGACAAAACCAUCAAUGUACAGGAAUUGUCAGGAGAUGAGAUAUCACUAGACUGUACUCACGUUGGAUCAAUCCCAUGUGCAUCAGUAAUCACAUCUUUGUCAUAUUGUGAAGGCAAGCUCUUUGCAGGGUUUGCAGAUAAAACCAUUAAGGUAUACUAUUGUGGAUGCUAACAAAAACUACAAUUUUCUCGUGAAGUUUCAUUCUUCCAUAAGUUAGUUUUCUCCAUAGAUGCUGUGUAUAUCUAAAAAAAAAUCAUGUGUAUAUGAAUCUUUUCGUCCCAUCUGUAUAUAUGUGAUUCACAAAUUUGCAAAUACGUUGAUAUUAAAUCAAAUACAAGAAAAGAUAAUUUCUUAAGCUGAGUGACA